UAAGACGAAACGAAACGCCACCGCCUUCACAUUUCUAACAUUGACCCCAAAAAACCCAAAGAGAUCAUUAGCAAAGAUAUAGAAGAAGUUUGUAAAUUAGUUGGUGGAGAAAUCACCGUUGAAUUAAGACAUGGCGCUGAAAUUGGUUAGCAGGAAGCUGGGGAGCAAAUUCUUGCCCAUGCUGUCUUCCACUUCUCCACUGCAUUCACAUGCGACUAGCUUUGGAUUCAAACAUGUUCGAGAAGAAGAAAAAAGUCAAAUGGUUGGUAAUGUUUUCAGCAGUGUGGCCUCAAAUUAUGAUCUCAUGAAUGAUUUAAUGAGUGGUGGAUUACAUAGGUUAUGGAAGGACAGACUGGUUUCUAUGCUGAAUCCAUUUCCUGGAAUGAAGCAUCUUGAUGUGGCUGGGGGAACCGGAGAUGUUGCUUUCAAGAUUCUGGAUGGUAUAAGUAGUAUCAAGCGUAGAGCAAAUCAAGAUCCCAUUAAUGAUCAUUUACAGGAAGAAACACAGAUACAUGUGUGUGACAUAAACCCUAACAUGUUAAAUGUUGGCAGAAAACGGGCUAUAGAGAGGGGUCUCGGAGAAGACAAAUCACUCAUAUGGGUGGAGGGAGAUGCUGAAGCCUUGAGUUUUGAAGAUAAUACCAUGGAUGGCUACACAAUAGCAUUUGGAAUUAGGAAUGUUACACACAUAGAGAAAGUUCUUGCUGAAGCGUAUAGGGUAUUAAAACACGGAGGAAGAUUUCUUUGCCUUGAACUGAGCCACGUUGAAGUUCCUGUGUUUAAAGAAUUAUAUGAUUACUAUUCUUUCUCAGUCAUUCCAGCUGUGGGAGAGCUAGUUGCAGGUGAUCGGGAUUCUUAUCAGUACUUAGUUGAGAGCAUACGUCGUUUUCCUCCACAGGAGAAAUUUGCUUCGAUGAUUGCGGAUGCAGGAUUUCAGAAGGUUGAGUAUGAGAAUCUCGUUGGGGGAGUUGUAGCCAUUCAUUCAGGUUUAAAAAUAUGAAGGUGUUCAAGGACAGACCUUUGUCUCUAUUUUUUCUUAAAUAAUGCAUCUGCAAGUUUUUCGAGGGUGCAGAAAUUUUGUCAGCACACCUAUUAUCCUCUUUCUUGUCUAUUUAGACGUUCAAUUCAGAGGGCUAAUGCAUUUUUUGUAUGGUGUUGGUAUUUGAAUAAAUGACUCUUCAGCCUACUCUUGGCUCUCUAGGCUUUCUUUU
Messenger RNA from Populus euphratica (Euphrates poplar), 1211 nucleotides. Its product is annotated as S-adenosyl-L-methionine-dependent methyltransferases superfamily protein. The coding region runs from base 131 to 1000 and encodes 289 amino acids. Gene Ontology annotation, molecular function: 2-methoxy-6-polyprenyl-1,4-benzoquinol methyltransferase activity. Gene Ontology annotation, cellular component: mitochondrion. Gene Ontology annotation, biological process: ubiquinone biosynthetic process. The transcript has 9 exons. The record is from RefSeq and is a predicted model, not a curated record. NCBI's taxonomy places the organism in Eukaryota, Viridiplantae, Streptophyta, Magnoliopsida, Malpighiales, Salicaceae.